Messenger RNA from Notolabrus celidotus (New Zealand spotty), 842 nucleotides. RefSeq lists its product as uncharacterized. Bases 12 to 692 code for a protein of 226 amino acids. The transcript has 5 exons. The record is from RefSeq and is a predicted model, not a curated record. NCBI's taxonomy places the organism in Eukaryota, Metazoa, Chordata, Actinopteri, Labriformes, Labridae.
CUUACGAUUGGAUGUACACCACGCCUGCAGUGCUACCCUAUGGAUUUCAUGUCUGUAUUAUCAUCAAUAUUUGCUUGAAUAUUACCUGGUUGUUCCUGUUUGACAGAGAGUUGUUGCUGCCAAUGCUGAUAAUCUCAGCUUUGAUUAUGAUCACCAAUUACAUGAUUCUCUUUUUCACCUGCCAUGGAAUGAAGAUCUAUGGAGAGUGGUUACAUAAACAUCGAAACGGAGACCUGUGGCUCAUCAGAUUACUGGUGCAAAAUGGAGUAGCAGUGUAUGCAACAUGGGGUGCUCUCGCCACUCUGCUCAACCUGACGAUAUACUUACAGCAUCAGACGGAUACAUUAAGAUGUGACUGUGCCAUGCUAGCGCUGGGGCUUCUUCUGAUGCAGCUGUUAACAUGGUUCUUUUUGGAGAACUUCUACCUUGACAAACAUGUUCGUUAUAUUGUGACCACCUACCCUGUGGUGUUCCUGUGGUUGACUGGUGUCCUAACCAACUCCAACUCCAACUCUCUUCAAAGUCCGAUUUACAUCUUUGUAGCUUCGAUCCUGGCUCUUACCUUCAUCAUGUUUGUGGCACGUGUUGCUCUGGUCAGGUGGAAACAUCAAAAUCGACCAUUUUACAGUGACAGUGGCCCCCCUAUGUCACCAGUAGAAAUAGCCUUGACACAGAGAAAAAUCUUUCUAUGAAUAAAAGCUACAGGUCACUUGGUUUUCCUCAUCAGGGUUCUUACUCUUGAUGGCAAUCUCAGGCAAUUUCAAAUGUUCUGUAGUUGUACUCCAGUAAGUUCCAGACUGAAUGUGUGAAUACUGUAAAUAUAAAACUAACCUCACCCCUCA